GAGAAAAUAAAGUAAGCCUUUUGAGAAUUGUGAAACCCUAAUUAAGUCUCUCGUUGUCCUCAAACAUUCACUGUGUCGUCGUUUCUUCUUUCUCAAGCAAAUUAGGUUUUACCUAACAUGAGUGAUACGGACGUCACCUUUCAAGUAUGCUUUAAUGGGAGAUUUGAAAUUCAUGAAGGUGGUAUAGUAACUUACAAUGGAGGCAAUUCACAUAUCCUUGUAGGACAGCCACAUAAAUUGUUCACUGAUUUGAUGAAAGAAGUUCCUAUAUCACUAUAUGGGCAAAGGUUCUGGUACAAGUUUCAGAAUGAAGAUUUAAGUGAGCUGAAGAUAAUUGGUAGUGUGGUUACUGAUAAUUUUCAGAAGAUGUGUCAAAGUUCUUACUGGAAUAAAUACAUCGACAUUUACAUGGAGCAUGAGAGCAUUGAUGAUGCGAGAGAGGAACGUAACAAUGUUGAUGGGGCUAACACAGGAAACAACAAUGAUCCUAAAAGAAGAGGUGACAAAGAAAGCGAUUCUGAAAAGGAGUUUGAAGAGGAGAGACGAGUUGAAUCUGUUGUGGCUGGGAUUUCUGAGGACCAGGAUAAUGAAAAUUAUCAAGAUACUCCUCCUGUCUCUGACUGUGAGGAAGAAGAAACUGGGAAUCCUUAUGAUCGAUGGAGGAAAGGCAGUGGAGAGUUACAUAUAAGGCAAGUAUUUGAUGGUAUUAAAGAGUUUAGGGAAGCAGUGUUGGAGUACGCUUUACAAGGAGGAUGGAAUAUUCAGUUCACUAGAUGGGGAGGAGUGAAAUCUGAGGCUAAAUGUGGUGUCGAAGUGGAUGAAGGGGAAAUCCCGUGUUCUUGGAGAAUAUAUUGUUCUUAUGAAGAAUUAGUGGGUCUAUGGAUGGUGAAGACCUUUCAAGAUGUGCAUAGUUGUUUCAAGGAUGGUCGUUGCAAGAUAUUAUCUGAUACAAUCAUUGCUAAGAUGUUCCUAAAUGAAGUACGAAAUGAUCCACUAAUGAAACCGAAGGUUAUUCAAGAACAAAUUCAGCUGCGUUAUGAGUUGAGUACCUCAAUUGAUCAAUGCGGAAAGGCUAAGAAUAAAGCGUUGGAGCUCAUUCAAGACGAAUACAAUGAACAAUAUCGUAGGAUAAAAGAUUAUGAAGCUGAGAUUCUAGCGACCAAUGAAGGUGCAACAACCGAGCUCAGGACCGUAAUUGGAGCAGGUGAUCUUGAGGUAUUUGACCGAUUCUAUGUGUGUUUCCGUGUACUAAAAGACACAUGGAAAGCACACUGUCGACCAGUGUUUGGUAUUGAUGGUUGUUUCCUCAAAUCAACAACAAAAGGACAACUACUAGCGGCCGUCGGGAGGGAUGCAAACAACCAGAUUUAUCCUCUUGCUUGGGCUGUUGUUCAUGUAGAAAAUACUGAGAGUUGGGUGUGGUUCAUUCAGAAGCUGAAGAUGGAUUUGAACCUUGGGAAUGGUGAUGGGUUCACACUUAUUUCUGAUCGUCAAAAAGGAUUACUAAUUGCUGUGGAUCAAGAAUUGCACAAAGUGGAGCAUAGAAUGUGUGCUAGACACAUUUAUGGAAACUUGAAGAAGAAUUUCCCCAAGAGUCCUCAGAUGAAGAAGCUGUUUUGGAGGAUAGUUGAGAGUUUCAACGAGCCUGAUUAUAAAGCAAACUUGAAAGCUUUGAAGGAGUACGACAAUGAAGUGUAUGAAGCAUUGAUGGUUAGGAGGCCUGAAACGUGUAGUCGCGCAUUCUUCAGAACGUCAUGUACUUGUGAAGAUGCAUUGAACAACAACUCCGAGUCUUACAACAGUACUCUAGAGAAAGCCAGGUCAAUGCCAUUAGUUGAGAUGUUAGAAACCAUGAGGAGACAAGCAAUGGUCCGGAUCGAUCUUAGGAAAGUUAAGUCUACCAACCAUAAGGGAAAGUUCAGUGAAAAGGUUGGUAAGGUCAUUGCUUUGGAGACAAAGUAUAGGAAGGAUUGUCGAAUUUACCCUGGAUCUACUGGUGAAUUUGAAGUGACUGAGGGUAACAACUCUUACUCCGUUAAUAUGAAAACAAAGACGUGUAGCUGCAGGAGGUGGGAUUUAACUGGUAUUCCUUGUCGACAUGCACUUCGCGUUGUACACGAUAGGAAGAAUUACAAGACAGAAAACUUGGUCUCUGAUUGGUACUUGACAGAGACUUGGCGGAAGCAAUAUUCAGACUCGUUGAAACCUGUCAGAGGAAUUAAGUUUUGGAAGGCAACCGGUGAAUCAUCUCUAGAAGCCCCACCAAGGGAGAAGAAAUCAAAGGGUAGGAAGAAAAAGCCUCAAAAAAGAAUCAAGGGUAUCAAUGAAUCUCCAACUAAAGGAAAAUCGGUUACAAGGCACUCACGAGUAAUGCAUUGCUCACACUGCAGUAUGGCUGGUCAUUAUGCAACUUCGUGUGCUAAUCAAGGUGUUCCCCUGAAACCACGACCCAUCAAGAAGAAGAAAGUUCAGAACUCACAAGAAGGAUCUCAAGGAGUGGAGCCAAUGAGUAUUGAUGGUGAAUCAUCUCAAGGAGUGAAGUUAUGAAGUUAAGGUUAUGUUAGUUUGUGGCUUUGGUAGUGUUUUUUUCGAAAAUUGACUAUGUUGGUGUGUUUUUUUUUUGCUAUUCGACUAUGUUGACUAUGUUGGUGUUUCUGUUUUGGUAUUUCGGUAAACUAUCACUAGUGAUGGAACAAUCUCAAUUGACUAUGUUACGCUCGUGUUGUGUU
Molecule: messenger RNA, 2729 nt
Organism: Raphanus sativus (radish)
Lineage: Eukaryota; Viridiplantae; Streptophyta; Magnoliopsida; Brassicales; Brassicaceae
Exons: 4
Coding region: 118-2547 (809 amino acids)
Molecular function (GO): zinc ion binding
Source: RefSeq, a predicted model, not a curated record